AUGGGUUUCGCCCGCGCUUGCGCGGGCGGGACCAGGUGGGCCCAGGAGCCAAGCGACCAACACUUUUACACGACAGGCCACGAACCGACCGCCGAUAGACGAGCGAUCACACGUGAUAACCAACCAGAGCAAUUUGCGGUUUUGCGACCGACCGAAAAAAAAGUCAUCGGCAUCGAUUUCCAAGUCCGCGCAAACAGACAUUUGUCGAGAAGUCAUCUUCGCAACCGAAAGAGGGCUUCAUACAACCACAUGCGACGACCUGAUUCGCAUCUAUCCAAAUUGAAAUCGCUGCCCGGCGUGUUGGAUAAAGGCUGCCGUCCCCUCGAUCUCCGGCGAGGUGGAGUCUGGGGCAUGACUACCACGAGCCGCGACGCUUACACUCCCCUCGAAUCGCUGUUCCUGCUCCGCGGCAUCGCCAAACACGGUCUCGACCAGCAGGCCUUCCACCGCAUCGCCGACGUCCUUCAGCAAAACCGCCUCAUCAAGACUGCUCCCUCCUACGAUGCCGCGAGACUGAGGCCCGAGCCUCUCCAGGAGCUCUUCCUCCACCUGCUGUGGGACGAGCUGAAGCAAGAGCACGACACUCCAGGUCCCAAACCCGAUGGUGGUCUGUCUCCGAACUCUAAAAGGCGACGGUUGCAGCCCCCGCCGCUGCCAACUCUGAGGGAGGCCCACCAGUAUGUGCCCAAGAUCGAGAGCCUUUACCGGAAACUCGAGCAGACCUACGUCAACCAGACUCUCCAGGAGAUCGAUCAGUACGAGAGACACUAUGACCGCGUUCAGACUGAGGUGCGGGUACUAGAGCAGGCAGUUGCUCGGGACGAGGAGCAGGAGAGGAGGCAAAAGAUUCCAGAUGGCGUACCGGCUCAGGACGGUCCCGUGGCACAUAAGCCGAGUCCGGCUUUGGGUCCGGUUCCCAGUCCAGUUGCGGUUCAGGGACCGGGAGCUAGGUUACCUAACGGCGCCGGUCACGGUCCUUCGCCAGUUGCUUCGCCACGUAUUGCUUCACCACGACUACCACCUCCGCAAACUCAGUCUCCCCGUACUCCUUCAACUCCCCAGCUACCGAUACCCACGCCUCCGCCGCCGCCGCCGCCGCCGCCGCAGCAGCAGCAGCAGCAACAGCAACAACAGCAACAACAGCAGCAACCGCCGAUUCCACCGCAGCUUCCGCCCCAGGUAUCCGCUCAUAUACCGCCACGGCCCGAAGUCGUUCGUCAUGCGAGCGUUCCUUCUCCCACGACUCAGCUACCACCAGUCAGGUCGAGUCCCGCUUCGUUGCCUCCUACUACGCUGCCUGCGACUCUACCUCCGACUACAACGGCGGCUUUACAGCCACAACUAGUUAGCUCUCCGCGGUUGGGACAUCACAACAUUCCUCGGGGUCCGAUUACGUCCGGUCCAGGUUCUCCAAGGCCUAUGACUGCCGGUGGGAUACCACAUGUCCUUCAACCACCAGUUUCGUUUUCCCAGGCGCCUCCUCAACCACCUCAGCCACCCAAACCUUCUACUCCUACCGGAGGACUGCCACGACUGGACGGCGUGACAGGGCCUUCGAGACAGUCUCCGGUUCUUCCGACUGCUCAUCACCCUGCAACUACUCUCCCCCAGCCACAACCUCCGAUCCCUGGACAGGCACAGGGUGGGCAACUCAAAUGGGAGCCUCCAUAUCAACCACAAGCUGGGCAUCGUCCUAUCCUGGGCCCUGGACAGCAACAUCCCCACUACAGCCCUAUACCACAAUCUCCCCAGCCGUUGCACUCGCCUAGGCUGCCUUCGCAUCUGCCACCUCAGCAGAUACAGCAACAUCCAGUGGUAUCAAGGCCACCCCAGCCGCCGCCUAUGAAGCCGCAGGUCUUGAUACCUCCUCAGACUGGUCAACACUAUGCCCCUCCUUUGCAGCCGGCACCUAUUAGGUCCAUGUCCGACUCACCUGGUCCGAGUCCUGUUCGGCAACCGUUGGCUUCUACUGCGGCUACGGGAAUACCCAGGGCUACUUUCCAGCAGCAUCCCUCGCCCUAUCCUCCAUAUCAUCUUCCGCAGCAUUUACAGCAGGGUGCUGCCGUUUCUUCGCCGCCGCAAUCGCCGUCUGCGAUUCCUCCGAGACUUACUCAUGGGUUGGCUGCCCCUCAGCAGCAACAAUCGCCUCCGCCGCUGCAGCCACAACAGCAGCAGUCGCCUCAACAUCAACCCCAGGCGCUACAGGCUCCUCCGCCGUUCAGCCAGCCGGUUACGACGUCUAUGGCCCCGUCGCCGUCUUUGGCGCCUAUCCAGUCGGAGGUACAGAGGGCUUACCCUUCGCCAUACCCACCUCAGUUGCCACAGGCUUCUCAUCCACCACAGGCACAUCCGCCGCAAGUAUCGCAUCCACACCAACCGCAGGCGCACCCGCCUCAGGCCCAUCCGCCUCAGGCCCCCCAAGUUCCUCAGGUGCCCCAAGUAUCACAGGCUCCUCAACCUCAUGUUCCUCGGGCACCACAGGUUCAUCCGACGCCACAUCUACCGCAUCCACCGCAAGCUGCCCUGCCCCAGGUUACCCAAGCUCAAUCACCGCGGAUCCCCCCGAUCACUCAUGCUCCUCAGCCGCCGGUCACCCAUGCGCCGCACGUACCACAUCCACCGCAACAACAACAACAACAACCACAGCCCCCGAUCCAACAACACAGGCCACGCUCACAUUCUGCCGCGACAACUCAUUCCGGACCCAGGUUCAGUCCCAUUGCUUCGGUCACUCAGACUACUCUGGUACCUCCCGCGAAAUUGGGCCUCGGCAGUGGCACCAAGUGGGUGUCUGCAGCUAGUGCGUCUACCCCCAAGCUACCUGAUGUCCGAUCUGGUGGUGAUGAGAUUCGGCCUCCUGCGUUUGAGCCGCUUAGUCCCGUACAGCAGCCUGCAGUUUUGCCAACGGCCAGACAAGAGCCGGCCAGACCUUCUCCGGCUCGGCAGCCGACGAAUGAAGCGUCCAGACCUAGAGGAAGCGUCCCUCUCGUUGGUCCCCAACCUACUCCGGCGUCACAGGCUCGUCAGCAAGCAGCUCAGAAGGUAUCGAGACCAGUGGAUAAACCAGCCGCUCCUGAACAACCCAGCACAGCGAAGGAAAUUGCUAAAGAAUCUGUCAAGGAGCCUGAGCCAGCCACCAGUGUUAAGAAUGAGGUGGACACGCCCCAGGCUACGAUGGACACGGGUGAUACGACAGCAGACGAAAGUGGGGCUGGUAAACGUCAAGCAGCUCGUCAAGCGAAGCGUAAACGGGAUGAGCUAUCACCCACUCCCGCUGCCACUCCCGCCGAAGCCACUCCCAACGGCAACGCAACCCCUGCCAACGAAAAAUCCGAACCAGAAGCGCCAGCGACGGCGUCAGCGGCACCACCGGACACAAACAGAGUCCUCUGGAGCCGCGGUUUCCACAAAGUCAGUGCCUCUGCCAUGGAACAAAUCGUCCGCCACCGCUCCGCCAACAUGUUUGCCGCGCCCAUCCGCGAGAAAGACGCUCCCGGUUAUCAUAAGGUGAUACUGCAGCCUCAAGACCUCAAAUCCAUCCGGGCCGCCAUCGCUCAGGGCAACCGCUCCGCCACCCAAGCCGCCGCCGCCCUACCGGGAGGAGACCCGGGACAUAUGCUCGUCCACCUGCCGCAAAUGGAAGAGCUCGUUCCCCCCAGGGGCAUCAUCAACACGGCCCAGCUGGAUCGCGAACUGGCGCACAUGUUCAGCAACGCGAUCAUGUACAAUCCCGAUCGCUGGCACGGGCCUGGGAGUUCCUUCCUAGCGGAAAGAGAGGAAAGGACCGAUGACAACAAUCAGGCAGGUGGGCACGGCCACGGUCAUCCGGGGGAUGUGCUGGGAUACAAGGUUGACGAGUUCGGCGUGGUCAAAGACGCGAGGGCAAUGUUUUCCGAGGCUGAUUCGCUGUUGGCGGACUUGAGGGUUGCGGAGGACGGGAGGAUCAAGACGAUGAUGGAGGAUGGGACGCUGCAGAUGCCGGGGAAUGGAAGUCAAAAUCAUUCUAGGCAGACGAGUAAGGGUGGUGAGAAGGCUGAAGAGCAGAAGGAAAAGGAGAAGCCUUCUGGUGACGGUGAUAAGGAGAAAGACAAGGAUGGUGAUGUAUCGAUGGUUGGCGAUAAGGAGGGGGAGGCGCCAGGGGAUGGGAAGCUAUUUAUCUCCACAACUUCGACCGCGUAUGACUAUCUCUACCGUAUCUCCCGUCGUCCUGGUCUCAAAAACUCUCAUGGCUCCCUAGACAAGUUCAAGUAA
Neurospora tetraspora is the source of this 4251-nucleotide messenger RNA. RefSeq lists its product as uncharacterized. NCBI's taxonomy places the organism in Eukaryota, Fungi, Ascomycota, Sordariomycetes, Sordariales, Sordariaceae. The record is from RefSeq and is a predicted model, not a curated record. The transcript is spliced from 4 exons. Gene Ontology annotation, cellular component: NuA4 histone acetyltransferase complex. Bases 1 to 4251 code for a protein of 1416 amino acids. Gene Ontology annotation, molecular function: protein binding.